Necator americanus (New World hookworm) is the source of this 681-nucleotide messenger RNA. RefSeq lists its product as uncharacterized. NCBI's taxonomy places the organism in Eukaryota, Metazoa, Nematoda, Chromadorea, Rhabditida, Ancylostomatidae. The record is from RefSeq and is a predicted model, not a curated record. The coding region runs from base 1 to 681 and encodes 226 amino acids. The transcript is spliced from 6 exons.
AUGCUCGUCUCGAAUAUCCAAAUUGUUGCUGUUCUCGCUGUUCUUGUUCCGGUCGCGAAUGCGUGCUUCGCCAGCGGUGUAUGCGGCGGCCUCGGGGGUCUAGGCGGAUUUGGGCCGCCCUGCAUGAGUCCGAUACCUCCUGUACCACCGCCUUGCGCUGGAGGUGUAGGUUGCUCUGCUGGAUACACAUGUGGUGCUUACGGAUGUUACCGUAGUCGAGCGCGUGUACACGGUGCAGGUACCGUACGAGGAACACCAGUACUUCUUGGUGCUAAUCGAUUCUCUCAGUUCAGAAGAAUGGAAGUACCGCUAUCGAAGGACCCUAAUUCAUUAUUUAUGGAGUGCUGCGAACAACGAGGUCUACCAGAUGCUUGUCUUCGUCAUUGCACCUACAAUACCUAUACAAAAGAAGCGCUGACUCGGAUGUAUUUCAAACAUGAUGCUUGCCCUGUAGAGGCUUCAGCUGAGAUCCAAUUCUGCGCCGCACAGGGUAGAGAUCAUCGACCAUGCUGCCAACGCAAUGGUGUUUCGACAACUUUGGCAGGACUGAAGUGUCUAACAUUCUGUGAUCAACGACCAGGCAACGUGACGAUGCUCGACAUGUCGUACCUACCGUGUUACGAUCGUUUUGAGAACAUGAAAGCAUGCUUCUGGCAUGAUAGCACACAUCGACUUAAAUAA